AAUUUAGUUCAAAUUUGAUUCUUGUACGUCUUCAAUGGUCAAACCCAAGUAGUGUUCACUCUUACAAGUUACAAGUACAACCAACCGUCCAUAUGUAUAUGACGAAACCAAAAGCGUAAUCAGAAACUGUAAGCGGAACUGAGCUUAAGCAACGGUAACAGUACACAAUCAUAUAUAGCAUCACAGCACCAACUGGAUUCGUUUAAAUUUCACUUCUCAAUCACCCUUUCAUCUUCUUCCAGGUAUCUACUUCUUCUUCAAAUCGCUAUCUAGGGUUUUCUUUUGCCAAUUUUCCCAAUUCUUCUUUAAUGGACGCUUCAUUUUCCAUAAUACCUCAAUGGCUAUCAUAACAACUCUCACCGGAAAACGCCCUCACCGCUGGCUCUACGGUAAUCACAACCAUCAAUCCCCCAAUUCUUCACGAUUCAAAAGACAGAAACUUUCAACCAUGUCCAACAACACACCAUCACCAUUUUCCUCCACCAAUGCCACUCUUUCCAGAAUUUCCCGUUACCCUGAAACUAAACCACCUUUGCGUAGAGAGGUUCACGCUCCAUGUAGCAGACCGCGCAAAUUUGAUUUGUCGAUUAAUUCGAAAUCAGAAUCGUCGAAUUUGAUGGUUAGUGGCAUUAGCAGUGCGUUAAUAGAAAAAUACCAGCAGACGAAAUAUUCUGCAUUAGCUACAAUUGAGUUACGGGCAAAGGGAAAAGAAAAAGAUAAUUAUAAGGAAGUUGUUUCGGAAGAUUCAAGUGUUGAACAUGAAUUGCGCUAUGCGGCGAAAGACUGCAAGCUGAAGGAGAGUGAUUUGGUUCAUUUGGAUAAUGAGGUUGGUGUUCAGAAACAGUCAACUUCAUCUGUGGUUUCUGAGUUGAGUGGUGGUAAAUUGAAUGAGUUUGAUGCUGCAAAGAUGGUGGGUACUUUGUCUUUGAGUCCAGAGAAUGAUCUUUCGGGUGUUCGUGCUUACAAGAAGUUGCUUGAGGCUGUUGAUAAGAGAUCGGAUACGAUUGGUAGAUUGAAAUUCGAAAUUCAGCUUAAUGAGAAGCGCAGAUCCGCAUUUGAUUUGUUGCGCCCAAAGAAGGAAUUAGUAGAGGAAGUGCCGUGGGAACCUUUUGUUCCUCUUACAAAAGAGGAAAAAGUUGAGGUUGCACGAGCCUUUUCUGCCGACCGGAAGAAGGUCUUGGUUGCUCAUGAGAAAUCCAAUAUUGAAAUAUCCGGCGAAAAGUUUCAGUGUCUUAGGCCAAGUGGAUGGUUAAACGAUGAGGUGAUAAAUUUGUACCUCGAGUUGUUGAAAGAGAGGGAGAGAAGAGACCCGCAGAAGUAUUUGAACUGUCAUUUUUUCAAUACCUUUUUCUAUAAGAAGUUAAUAAGUGGCAAGAACGGUUAUGAUUACAAAUCUGUGAGGAGAUGGACUACUCAAAAGAAAUUGGGAUACGGCCUACAUGAAUGUGAUAAAAUAUUUGUACCUAUUCAUCAGCAGAUCCAUUGGUGCUUAGCUGUUAUCAAUAAGAAGGAAAAGAAACUCCAGUACCUUGAUUCACUGAAAGGAAUUGAUACCCAAGUGCUGGGAGUGCUGGCAAGAUAUUUUGUAGAUGAAGUCAAGGACAAGACUGGAGAAGAUAUUGACAUUAGUUGUUGGGAAAAAGAAUUUGUUGAAGAUCUUCCUGAACAAAAGAAUGGGUAUGAUUGUGGGAUGUAUAUGGUCAAAUAUACUGAUUUUUAUAGCAGAAACUUGAGGCUGUGUUUCAACCAGAGUCAUAUGCCUUACUUCCGGCUUAAAACGGCUAAGGAAAUCUUGAGAUUGAAAGCUGACUAAGCAAGGGAAGAACACAUGCGAAUUUGGGGAAAUAUAACAUUAUUGUUAAAUUAACAGGGAAUAUUUUGGUGGAGGAUCCUUCGCUUAUGUCGCUAACUUGACAAUAACCAUUCAAGAAGAGUUCUGGCAUUUGUUGUAUUGAUUGGACUACCUAUACAUAUCCCGAUUCACAGGUAUAACAAGUUGGUAGUGUAGAAUGCAGUAGAUUCAUAGGUUGUACAUGUUACACAGAUGUGAAUGCAGUAGAUUCAUGAGGCAUUCAUUUUGAAGUUGAGCUGUUAAAUUAUGUAUCAAUAAAUGUGCUUGCUUGCUUUUUUUGGUAUCCACCACAUUUCUACUGGAGGUUGUAGUUGUUUCCUGUCUGAGCUCAUGUUAAGCAAAUUGAGAGCAAUGUAACAUUGACAAUUCCUUUAAUACUUUGGUCAAUUAUGCCGUGCUCUGAAUCUAUUUUGCAGCUCCUUAUACUUUA
This is a messenger RNA of Trifolium pratense (red clover), 2282 nucleotides long. Its product is annotated as ubiquitin-like-specific protease ESD4. The transcript is spliced from 9 exons. Bases 338 to 1813 code for a protein of 491 amino acids. NCBI's taxonomy places the organism in Eukaryota, Viridiplantae, Streptophyta, Magnoliopsida, Fabales, Fabaceae. The record is from RefSeq and is a predicted model, not a curated record. Gene Ontology annotation, cellular component: nucleus. Gene Ontology annotation, molecular function: deSUMOylase activity. Gene Ontology annotation, biological process: protein desumoylation.